Messenger RNA from Salvelinus sp. IW2-2015, 1171 nucleotides. RefSeq lists its product as uncharacterized. The record is from RefSeq and is a predicted model, not a curated record. NCBI's taxonomy places the organism in Eukaryota, Metazoa, Chordata, Actinopteri, Salmoniformes, Salmonidae.
UUUGGACGCUUCUGGAACGACACGGUUCAACCACCUCGGUAGCUUGCUAGCCGACAAGAGUAGAAACAUUGAAGCUCUGAUUUAGACCAUGUUUGUGUAGCUUCACAAAUCCACCCCAGUGAUUUAAACACAGUUCUGUUAACGUAUCUAUUCAUUUAAACGUAAUUUGCUUGUUAAAUUUGCUAAUGUGUUAUCGAGCCGAGCACUAGGGUAGUCGCUAAUGAUAGCUAGCUAGCUAGCAUCCCGACACAACUGAGCUCACAAAGCUACUCUCCUCCUGCUAAUGAAGAGGAGGACUGCUGGACGGAGAAAGCAGCUCUGGGGAUGAACAUUGUCAUUAAAGAAGAAGAGGAGGAUAUUACAGUGAUAGGAACGRAAGAAGCGUGUCGAAUUAAAAGGGAGGAAGAGGAGGAGGAGAUAGAGGCUGUCACAGUGGAAGAGAUGGGAGGGAUAGAGGCUGUCACAGUGGAAGAGAUGGAAGGGUUAGAGGCUGUCACAGUGAAAGAGGAAGAGGGGAUAGAGGCUGUCAUAGUAGAAGAGAUGGGAGGGAUAGAGGCUGUCACUGUGAAAGAGGAAGAGGGGAUAGAGGUUGUCAUAGUGGAAGAAGGGGAGGUAGAAGCUUUCAGAAUGAAAAAUGAGAUAGAGGAGGAUAUCACAUUGAAAGAAGAAGACCCUUUUGUAGUGAAAGAGGAGGAGACUGAAGAUCCGAUUAACACCAAUCCAAAAACGUGGCAAUAUUCCGCUUCCUGGCCCUCCCAGGGCUCUACAGUGAAGGAGGACAUCAGAAAGGUACAGGAAGUAUCUAAUGUGACACCCGCGAGUCCCAGACAGUUUGGUGGUGAUGACGAUUCUAUUCACUGCGACAAAGAAUGGGACGUGAAAGACAAGGAUUGGUUUCCAAGCAACAGGCUGAAGGCGGAGUCAUCUCCAGAGAGCCACACCCCAGAGCAGAGGGGGAGUGGUGACAUGUCUUUCCCUCUCCCAGGGUCCCCAGGUCGUGUCUCUCCCACGGUUGCCUUACUGUGGGGUCUGAAGAGGGUGUCUGUGCGGCUGGUGGACUGCAGGAAAACACCGGGUCUGAGUGGAACUGUGAGAGGAGAAGAAGAGGGAGAUUCAGAUUCAGGUAAGAACAGUGGAUUAGACCACAAUCUGCUUCUGUUACAGUUCUGUG